Rubroshorea leprosula is the source of this 945-nucleotide messenger RNA. Lineage: Eukaryota; Viridiplantae; Streptophyta; Magnoliopsida; Malvales; Dipterocarpaceae. The record is from the annotation of a GenBank genome assembly.
CCUCCAAAUACACCGAUCCAAACAGGGGCUUAGCGUGCCUCAUAAACCCUGCCAAAUUUCCGCUUCUCCAUCAUAAAUCUCAUCAUCGCUUUGAAUCCAAUGGCAUCCAUUUCCGCCGCUAGAUCGAUUCUCCGAUCGAGCGGCACCCGGAGUGCUGCCGCUCGGCUAGACUCCCAAAUCAAAUCCAAGGCAGCUCCUUCCGCAUUUCGUGCUACCUCCUCCAGGACUCCUCUCGCCAGCCGUACCUUCAGGUGUCCUGUUGAAUCCAGUUUUUGUUUGGAGCCCAUGCUGCCGUACCACACGGUUACUGCUUCAGCUUUGAUGACUUCGAUGCUCUCAAUUUCUAGCCGCAGCUCCGCUUGGCUUCCUGAAGGCUGAGAGAAUACUAGAUGGAGAUCAAGAAGCAAAAUGGAAUGACUUGGAUUUGUAUUGUUUUGUUUUCAAGCUUUUAAAUUAAGGAAUAGCAAUAUCCAUAAACUAGGCAGCAUGGUUGUCUGUUUCAUAGUAGUGAUUAAGCACAAUGUAAAUUGAGAGUAUUUUGCAAAAAUUAUAUUUCUUGGAAAUUCUUAGUAAUCCAUUAAGAAAUUAGAUGCAGUUAUUUGAGAAAUAUAUGUGUUUCAUGCUUGCAAUGAUGAUGUGUGAAGUGUAAUGACUAUUUCAGUGGAUUUGGUCAAGUUUACUGUAGACAGUUCUGCUUCCUAAGACACUGACAGGAGAUAACCUAAAGAUUUUCAUUGAGAUGAUGAGAAGACAAGUGAAUUUCAUUAGCUUUCAAACCUACAGGAGCAAUAAAAUUUGUUGUUCUCUUUGGGAAUAAGAGAUUUUAUCACUAUCAAUCCAUUCCAUGCUUUCACAUUAUUAGCUACAGAAUAAAUUGCAGUCUGCAGAUCAUUGACAAGGUUUUUCUUACCAUUUUCUGCAAGUGAUUAAAAUUCAAGUACUAAU